Messenger RNA from Periconia digitata, 5124 nucleotides. Lineage: Eukaryota; Fungi; Ascomycota; Dothideomycetes; Pleosporales; Periconiaceae. The record is from the annotation of a GenBank genome assembly.
GCAUCCGUACAUAUCGGCGUACGUGCACUCGUUGCAAGGCACCUGUGGACGUUCAAGCAGAACCCGUGUACAAAAAUCAUGGCUCCAAACAAGAAGAAGAAAAAGCCCGCCGGCAACCCUGCACGCGGCUUUGCAACCACUUCCAUUGCGAGCAAACCCAAGCAGGAGAAAAUAAUUGCCAGCAAAGAAGAACAGAUCCCUGUCAAGGACGGUCAAGUUGAAACAACUGCAAUUUCUGAGCCCCAGUCUACUGCCGCGCCUGCUCCAGCAAAACCGGACCCUACUCCUGAGGAAUUAGAGGCCCAACUUGAGCGGGAUGAGCUUCAACUGCUGGUCGAGAAGAUCGCACCAAAGGUUCGUCGAGAGGCUCAACGCCAGGCUCUCAAGUGCCAUACCGACCGGAGACUGCUUCGAUCCCAGGCCGAAAACAUGACCGUACACGACUGGCUAUCAAAUGAUGUAGUCGACACCAUCAUCUCACUCGCACAAACGGAAUCCAACGAUUCGAAUAGACGACAAGGACAGCAAUCGCUUCUCAAAGUGCUGUCCGAAGAAGAUGCUUUAACCAAGUUGUGGCUACUAGAUCUCAUACUACGUGACUUGCGCUUUCUUCCAGAACACACUGAGCCUGUUCUCCGUUGGCUCUGCGCGAAUGCAGCCAGCAUUGACAAAUCGACCGGCAUUUGGGGCCUGCAAGAAGCUUUAGAGUGGCUAGCCUUGGAUCACUGUGAAGAUGCAUCUUUCUCAUACGAAGAGCCUAAACCACAACGGUCACGUGCAGACUCUUCGUCUAGCCCAUCGCGCCCAGGUACUCCUACCGCCGACAGUGCGACUCAUGUAGAACCAUCGGCCGGCAAUCCUACAUCUAUGGCACAGGAUCGAUCAGACACAACUGUAGAAAUCUCGUCAAAAUCUGGUUCUGUUGAACAUGUUUCUAGCGACAUAGCUGUUAGUGACAUUGAUAGCGAUCUAGAGCCUGAUCAACUCAUCCCUACUUAUCUAAAAGUAAAAAGCAAACUCUUUGAACUCGAUCCAGAUGCUGCGGACCCCGUCGUCAGGAAGCAGGGGAAGAAGGGGAAAGGUCGGGGUGCGAAGGCCACUCAGGUACCACAAUCACCAGCUGUCCGCAAACUCAUAUCCCAGAUCCAGCAGCUUGAAUCCGAUGCUCUCUUCGAUGCAGAAGAGGCUGAGGCUCAAUGGCCCGAGAAGCGGAAUGAGAUUGCUCGAAUGAAGGCUGUUCAGAGGUCAAAUGCCGAUUCUUCACCGGCAACAUCCGACCAAAAAUCCCAACCCGAUGUCCAAGAACGAAAACCUGUGGUGACCCCACAACAGCUUAAGCCAACUAAGCAGAAGGUUGACUCGAGUACGGAAGAUCCAGUCUCUGAUGGUGAUGAUGGUGGACUUUUAGGCGAUAUGUUUUCCUCGAUUCCUGACGAUGUUGCACCCGUGGAUGUUCCUGUUCAACAGGCAACAUCUGAAAAGGUAACAUUACGAGAUUUCGGGAAACAGACUGGCAUGACUCCGCGACGGGUUUUGGAAGAAGCCGUACGGUCAAGGGAUCCGGACGCUCGUAUAGCGUACAAAAUAGUGUCUCCAACCGUGUACUCUUGCCGGCAUCUACUGACAAUCAACUGGUCUCGAGCUCAAACUAGCGAAGUUGAUACCGAUAUUGAUGGAGUCGUUGCGACACAUUCGGCGAAGCGUUCUUCCUUUGAAGCAUCUUCCAUCGCUGCCAUUACUGUUGACCAAAGCGAAAGCUUCAUUUCUACAGUUGCACUUUUCAGUAUAUGUGCUGCUUUGCCUAAAGAAGAAAAGGUAUUCUUGCGACUGCCCUCUAAUUGGCGAGAUGUAUAUCGAGAUUAUUUGGAGCAUCGCAAGACCAGGCUGGACGCUGUUGACCGUGAUACGAUCAAGUAUAUUCGGUCGAUAAUUCAGGAUCAGUUGGACAACGAAGAGUCUGAUGGAGUCGUUUUAACUAGCCGUUUCAAGGCUCGCAAUCAGCAAGCAGCCACCUCUAACGGUUCCAGUUCGGGCUACAGUACUCCUCGGCAAGCACUUGAUGGCUUGAAGGAAUUGUGGAUGCAAAAAGCAUCGACUGCUUCGUACCAGCACAUGCUUACAGGCCGUAGCUCGCUUCCAGUCUUCGGCUUCAGGCAAUCAAUUCUCGCGACAAUCGAUAAACAUCAAGUAACAAUAAUAUGCGGUGAGACGGGCUGCGGAAAAAGCACUCAAAUACCUUCAUUUCUCCUCGAGCAUGAACUUUCUCAAGGAAAAUCCUGCAAAAUUUUCUGUACAGAACCUCGCCGUAUCUCAGCCAUAUCACUUGCUCAACGUGUAAGUGAGGAAUUGGGCGAGGGACCAAAGGAUCUGGGCACGUUCCGCUCUUUGGUCGGUUAUGCCAUUCGUUUGGAAUCGAAGACAGCGCCGUCGACUAGGCUUGUAUUUGCAACAGUCGGAGUAGUAUUACGCAUGCUCGAGUCAACCCAAGACUUGAAUGAGGUCACGCAUUUGGUCAUAGACGAAGUCCAUGAAAGGAGUAUCGAUACAGAUUUCUUGCUUAUCAUUCUGCGCUCACUGAUGCUCAAACGGCCGGAACUAAAGGUCGUUCUCAUGAGUGCAACAGUAGAUGCUCAGCGGUUUUCACGGUACUUGAACGACGCGCCGAUAUUGAACGUACCUGGACGAACGUUCCCAGUACAAACAAAGUUUCUUGAAGACGCCAUUGAGUUGACACAUUAUACUUCCUCGUCGGCGGACCAGCCGAAAGAAACGAAAACUAGCGACGAUGAUGAAGAAGAGAUGAUUUCGAAAGAAAAGUCCGGAAUACCCAACAAGCUCCCUGGCUAUAGUACUGCCACGAAGAACGUUCUGUCAGAAUACGACGAGUAUGCUAUAGAUUACGAGCUUAUUGUUCGUUUGAUGGAAGUCGUUGCGUACGACGCCCAAUUGAGUCGAUACAGCAGCGCUAUUCUGUGUUUCCUUCCUGGUAUUGCUGAGAUUCGACAAUUGAAUGACUUGCUCGUCACUCAUCCCUCUUUCAAUAAGCAUUGGUUGAUAUAUCCUCUGCACUCCACCAUCUCGAGUGAGGAGCAGCAAGCUGCCUUCCUAGUUCCACCGCCUGGAAUGAGAAAGAUAGUUCUUGCAACUAAUAUUGCGGAGACUGGUGUUACUAUUCCUGAUAUCACCUGUGUCAUCGACACAGGCAAACACAAAGAAAUGCGCUUUGAUGAACGCAGGCAACUCUCUCGACUCACUCAGUCAUUCAUUUCCCGUGCCAAUGCGAAGCAACGACGAGGCCGUGCGGGACGUGUGCAAGAGGGUCUCAGUUUUCACCUGUUCACCAAAUACCGCCACGACAAUCUUAUGAUGGAACAGCAAACUCCAGAGAUGCUGCGACUGUCACUCCAAGAUCUAGUCAUGCGAACCAAAAUUUGCAAGCUCGGUGAUAUCGAGAAAACUCUGUCGGAGGCUUUGGACCCUCCGUCGGCACGAAACAUACGUCGAGCCAUAGAUGCUCUUAUCGAAGUAGAUGCCCUCACACCUGGAGAAGAACUGACCCCCCUUGGACGUCAAAUCGCGAUUCUCCCAUUAGAUGCACAUCUGGGAAAGCUUGUCCUAUUAGCUAGUAUAUUCGGCUGUGUAGAUGUAGCUGUUACCAUCGCCGCCAUUCUCUCCUCGAAGUCACCUUUCCUCACGCCGUUCGGCGGAAAGUCGCGGGCUGAUGCAGCACGAUUAGCGUUCAAGAAAGGCGACUCCGACCUCGUCACCACCUACAACGCUUACAAGUCGUGGAAAACCGCAUGCACAACUGCAGGCCGCUCCGAACUUUCUUUCUGCCACAAAAACUUCCUUAGCGCCCAAACUCUGGGAAACAUCGAAGAUCUCAAAGCACAGCUCCUCUCAUCCCUUGCCGAAGCGGGCUUUGUUCAGCUCUCCCCGGACGAGCGCCGCGCUUUAAGCAGAUACCGCAGCACGUCCUCGCGCCACCGCGUCUUCGUAUCCGUCCCACCUGCCUACGACGCGAAUUCGGACAACGAAAUCCUCGUCAACUCGGUAAUCGCCGCGGCAUUCUACCCCAAGAUCCUGACACGCGACGGAAAAGGCUGGCGCAACAUCACCAACAACCAAACCGUCUCGCUAUCUCCAACAUCUGUCAACAAAGCCACCACCAUCAACAACGCUUCUUCUGCCCGCUACCUCUCAUACUACCACAUCAUGCAAUCAACGUCUAAAUUCUACAACGCGCAUUCUACAUCAGCGGCGUAUCCUCUGCCCAUGGUCCUCAUGGUCGGUGCUGAUAUGGACUUCAAGCUUCAUGCCGGCGUCGUCGGGUUCCCUAAUAACGCGCUUCGCUUCGCCGUUAAGGACUGGCGUGCCGCGGUCGCGCUUAAGGCGCUUAGACGAAGAGUCAAGGAGAUAAUGGCGGCUACAUGGCGGAACCCGGGACGUGGACUCAAUGGGAGGGACAAGGAAUGGGUGGAGAUCUUCCAGCGUGUCUUCGUGGAGAGGUUUGAGAAGGAGGAGAAAAUUAGAGAGAAGAGCGGGUUAAAGGGGAAAUAAGUGCCGUGUUUUCCGCUAUGAUUUCUUGUGUUGCAUUUGCACCAACAUCAGCAUCAUGUUCGCAGGGUUUUUGUGCUUUGCGUGCGCGCUAUACGGAAAAUUGUGGCUUUUUACUACUUGCAUUGCAUUGCAUUGCAUUGCAUUCUUGCAUAGGUGAAAUUGAGAUGUUCCGACAUUGCUGGAACACUUUCCGGUUCAGUGUAAGAGGGAGAAAAAAGAAAGCUUUGUUUUUCUGUGGGCGCCAAUUUGCUGUUUCUAGGUUCUUUAGAUGGAGGCUCUUGAAUUUGGGUUCAAAUAAGAUGAAUCAAUGAAUGAACUCUGCCGAUAUAUUCUCGAGGUUCUGAAAGCUCUGAGACGUUGUAUUUGCCCUUGAAUAACUGGUUUAUUUGAUGGUAGAUUGGUUUGGUGGGUUGUUGUUAAUGACACAGGAGUAGGACAAGGUCGUUCAUCAUUCUGAUGUCGAUACGAUGGGUGGAUCUUAAGAAAAGCGCAAGUGGAUUGAAAAUGACGAUUGUUCACCUUGGCGGUAGAUAUUGACGCAAGGUACUGUGAUUCAUUGUAACU